AGCUCGGUGAAAACGGGUACAGCCAAUGAAACUCAACAAGACGACUUUGAAGCUGGUACGACUCUGGUGGGGGCGGGAUGGAGAGAGAGGGGAUGCAAGGGAUACGAAGUUAGUGAAAUCAAUAUUCAUACCACCAGGUUGUAAGCUGCCCAAGCAAAAUAUAAGAUGCUGUUUCUCCAAUUUGCGUUUGGCCUCACUCUGACAAUGGAGGUGCCCAGGACAGAAAGGUCAGUGUGGGAAUAGGAAGGGGAAUUAAAGUGUUUGGCAUCCAGGAGAUCAGGUAUGUCCCAGGCGAAGGUGUUCAGCGAAACGAUUGCCUUGUCUAUCUCGUCAAUGCACAAGAGUCCCUUAACACAUUUGUUUGACCAUUCUUUUUUGUAGCUAUUUUGUGAGGUGAGAGAGAAAGUUGAUGAAGGGAAUGCAAUCAGUGUCAUCUACAUGCAUUUUCAGAGAGCAUUGGACAAAAUCCCGUAUAAAACUUUGAUUAGUAAAAUUAAAGGAUAAGGGAUAAAAUAAUCAGUGGUAACAUGGAUAAGAAAUUGGCUGAGUACAGUGCUGCGAGAGUCAUAAUAAACAGUUGUUUCUCAGACUGGCAGAUACUUCCCCAGGAAUCAGUACUGGGACCACUGUGUUUUCCUGAUGUAUAUAAAUGAAUUGGAUAUUAAUGUGAAGGAGAGAACUUCAAAAUUUGCAAAUGACACACAACAUGGAAGUGCAGUCAUCAGUGAGGAGAAUAGCUACAGAUAUAAGCAGGAUACAGAAUAGUAGGAUAUCGACAGCCUGGCAGAAUGUAUCGAUGUGAUAAUAGAAUAAAACAGAAUGUGUGAAAGGAUACAUUUUGGCAGAAAACAAUGAAGAGCGGCAACAGGCGAAAUGACACUGAUCUACGAGACGUGCAGGGACAAGUGUACCGGAGUAUAUAUCUACAUAAAUAAUUGAAAGUACUUGGACAUAUUGAGAGUGCAGUUUGUAAAACAUUUAGGAUUCUGGACUUCAUAAUGAGAAGCAGAGUUCAAAAUUAGGGAGGCUAUUUUUGAACUGUCAAUCCAGCUUCUUUAUAUAGUCAUUCGGUAAUCUCUCCCCAUCACUGCCGUUGUCUCCCUGUAGCUCAGAUUCCGUUAUGGAUUGUGUGGGAAGGAACUGCAGAUGCUGGUUUAAACUGAAGAUAGACACAAAAUGCUGGAGUAACUCAACGGGGCAGGCAGCAUCUCUGGAGAGAAGGAAUGGGUGACUUUUCGGGUCGAGACCCUUCUUAAUCCAUUGUGGAUUAUUUGAUUUGUAAUAAAUAUAGUUCUUUCUUUGUGAUUAUAGCUAAUUGGUCUGUGUGAUUUUCUUGGAAAAAAUAUAUAAGCAUCAUUGUUUCUUUCAUGCAGACAUACAUCGGCAGCAUCCUCCUUUCUGUGAAUCCAUAUAAAAUGUACAACAUUUACGGGACUGACACCGUGCUGAAAUAUAAAGGAAAAUCAUUUAUGGAUAACCCACCCCACCUCUUUGCCAUUGCUAACGUGGCCUACUCAAAAAUGGUUGAUGCCAAACACAAUCAGUGCAUUAUUAUCAGUGGUGAAAGCGGUUCAGGCAAGACUGAAGCCACCAAACUGAUUCUCCGCUAUCUGGCUGCUGUGCACCACAGACACAAAGACAGUGUGACCCACCAGAUUCUUGAAGCCACCCCCCUUCUGGAAUCAUUUGGAAAUGCCAAAACUGUACGAAAUGAUAAUUCCAGUAGGUUUGGGAAAUACAUUGAAAUUUUUUUGCAGGACGGGGUGAUAUGCGGUGCCAUAACCUCACAGUAUCUUCUUGAAAAGUCGAGGAUUGUGUUUCAGGCCAAAAAUGAACGAAAUUACCAUAUUUUCUAUGAGAUGCUGGCAGGACUCUCGAGUCAGCAGAAGCAAAGGUUCUACCUACAGGAGGCUGAGACAUAUUACUACCUGAAUCAGGGUGGAAAUUGUGAAAUUUGGGGGAAGGAUGAUGGGGAGGACUUUCUCAGGCUGCUCAGCUCAAUGGAGGUGCUUGGUUUUAGCCCAGACGAGCAGAACACCAUCUUCCGUAUUCUCUCUUCAGUUCUUCACCUGGGGAACGUCUACUUUGAGAAAUAUGAGACCGAUUCGCAAGAGGUGGCAUCAGUAGUGAGUGCGCAUGAGAUCCGAGUGGUGGCUGAGUUAUUACAGGUCUCUCCUGAGGGUUUGCAAAAAUCUAUCACAUAUAAAGCGACGGAAACCAUGAGGGAAAAGAUUUUCACCCCUCUUACAGUGGAAAGUGCCGUUGAUGCCAGAGAUGCUGUUGCCAAGAUCCUUUACUCUCUGAUCUUCAACUGGCUGACUGACAGGAUAAACAGAUUGGUUUCCCCAAAGGCAGAAACAAUGUCUAUAGCCAUCUUAGAUAUUUAUGGAUUUGAGGAUUUGUCUAUAAACAGUUUUGAACAGCUGUGCAUUAAUUAUGCUAAUGAGUACCUACAAUACUUUUUCAAUAAGAUCAUCUUCAAACUGGAGCAGGAGGAAUAUAUCAAAGAACAGAUUGACUGGAAACAAAUUACUUUCAGCGACAACCAACCCUGCCUUGAUCUUAUUUCACAGAAGCCUUAUGGGAUCCUCAGGAUAUUGGACGAUCAAAGCUCUUUCCCGCAGGCAACUGACCAUACCUUCCUGCAAAAAUGUCACUACCACCAUGGCAGCAAUCCUCUGUACUCAAAGCCAAAGAUGCCUCUGCCUGAAUUUACCAUCAAACAUUAUGCUGGGAAAGUGACUUACCAGGUCCACAAAUUUGUUGAGAAAAAUCAUGAUCAAGUUCGACAAGACGUCAUAGAAUUGUUUGUGAACAGCAAAAUAAAGAUUCUGACCAGUCUAUUCAUGGGGCAAACCAUGAAGAUGAUGUCAAAUAAGAACAGUACCAUCAGCCGUAGGUAUGCUCCCACUGUGGCAGCCAAAUUCCAACAGUCUCUGAUGGAACUGGUGGAGAAGAUGGAAAGCUGCAAUCCUUUCUUUGUUCGCUGCAUCAAGCCAAAUAACAAAAAGGAGCCUGAACUCUUUGAGGUUGAUGUUGUCAGCUCACAGUUGCGGUAUUCUGGGAUUCUAGAGACCAUCCGGAUUCGUAAGGAGGGCUAUCCUGUGAGGAUCACCUUUGAUAAUUUCAUCAAGAGAUACAAAAUCUUAUUGGGACUUACAAAUCAAAUAAAGGCAGAUGGUGAAAACUGCAUUGCCAUUUUGAAACAGAUUGUUCCUGUCAGCAGAGGAACGUACAGCAUAGGACUUACCAAGCUUUUCAUCAAGGAGAAUUUGUACCACACUCUAGACAGUAAACGAGAUGGCCUGAUGCUCAUGGCCUCUCUCACUCUGCAACGAUAUGCUCGUGGAUUCUUUGCCAGGAAACGUUAUACAAAGCUCCGGAGAACAACCAUUCUGCUGCAGGCUGCGGCUAGAGGCUACAUUACCAGGAAAAAAUUCCAAAAGUAUAAGCAAAGCUUGAUUAAAGUCCGAUCCGUUGUUCUCAUGUUUACAAAUCGUAGGAGAUUCCUCAGGAUCCGAGAACAAAAUCGGGAGCGGAUUGAGAUGGAACAAACAAUGAGAGAGGUGGUGAAUGUUGCUCAUCUGGAUAUUCCAGCAGAGUUGGCUGCCUUACUCCAAGCUGCAGCAGUUGGGAAAGAAACCCAAGCAGAUUGCAUUAUCGAGACAGAAAUUCCAAAAGUGCUUUCAGAGCAACAACUAUCAAUGCCUCUUGAUAUCAACAACUACCCUUUCUCCAGAUUCGUAUGGACUCACUUCAGGAACCAUUUAUUUGGUAUGUUGACCUCUCCGCUGGAAGAAACAUUGACCCAAACAGAAGAGGACGUAACUCAUGAAGCUGUUACCGUCUUCAAGCUGAUACUACGAUUCAUGGGGGACCCACAUCUGAAUGGAACUCAAGAAAUCCUCUUUGGCAAUUACAUAGCCCAAAUAGGAUUGGCCAACUCCAACCUACGCAAUGAAAUCUUCGCUCAAAUUGCCAAUCAAGUAUGGAGAAACAUCAAUGAUAAGAAUGCAGAGAGAGGCUGGCUCUUAAUGGCUACAUGUCUCAGUAGCUUUGCUCCUUCUUCUAAGAUGGACAAGUACCUUCUGAAGUUUGUGUCCGAUCAUGGUUUCAAUGGGUUUAAGUCUGUUUGUCAGCACAAGUUAUUGCAGGCAAUGCAUAAAGCCAAGUAUGGCCCUGAGGGAGCCAGAGGUUAUCCACCCUCCCUGCUGGAGUGGACAGGCAACAAGAGGAAGGCUAACAUUGCAAUAGAGGUAUCCUGCUUUGAUGGCAAGAAUUUUCUGUGCCCUGUGAACUCAUGGACUACAGGAGAAGAACUGGGAGAAGAUCUCCUGCGGCACAGGGAUAUUACAGAAGGAUGGCGAGGUUGGACUGUGGGAAGGAAGAAUAAAGGCGAAUGGACUGAGCUUGGAGGUCAUGACUAUGUCAUGGACUUGGUGUCUGACCUGGAGCUCCCGACAGAUUUUCCAAGGCAGAAAUCCUUUUUUAUGAUUUCUUCUGAGGGAAAGACAAAAAGCCGGAAGAGUCGAAACGUCAAUUGUUUUUCAUUAUUUUAUUUCCUCUCUUUAAUAGAUUCCGAUGCCUUCAAUGAACGGCGGUCUCAAAAAGGACUUGAUCGCUAUCUUGAUAGCUUGUUUGAUCCUGUUUUAUCUUAUGAAAACGGGGUAAGGAAAGUCAGGCAAUGUUCUAUAAAGAUACGCAUCAGUCAGAUUAGAUACUUUUUUCGAACAAGUAAUAAUUUUUUGAUGAUGGAUAUGAAGAUAAUUUUCAGAAGCUAUGAUCCGCCUCAAAUAAAUGCCCAGCAGCAAGAUUUCAUUAACCAGCAAGCUUACCUUCUGGCCCAGCAAAUGACCAUGCAGGCCAUGGCUCUCCAACAGCAAAUGACAAGUGCCAGCCCCCCAGAUGCCAUGCUGAACCACAAUCCAAGCCUGAACCACAACCACAGCACUGCCAUGAAACCCACUACCAGCAACCAAAAGUCACCCAACCAGAAAAUGGGCCUUCCUCCACAGGUAGGAGCACCAAUUUUACACAGAAAAUUGAUGUGUGCAAAUGAACACUACUUCUUGGACCACACACGUUUUUUGCAUUCAUCCUUUCUCUAUAAUUCAGGAGCUUCCCAAACACCCAAACUCAAUGUUGCAACACAAGACCCCGUUCGACACAUGAUGUUGAAUUCAGGGCACCUUCCAGAGCCCACACACAACAUCAAGGACAUUAUAAAGCAAUACGAGCAGCCAGCAAUUCGCAAGCAAGCUGGACCAAUCAGGAAAGAAGGUGGUAAGAUAUUCACCAGGAGGACAGAUCCCCAUGAAGAGGCCAUGUCUAUCUUGAAAGGACAGAAAACACAGUAUGUAUCCCAGGUAAGGCAACUACCCAAAUGCAGUCGCUUUCCAGAUCUUUAUUCCACAGCAGCUGCCUUUUUUUUUAAUUUUAACAAGGAAAUGGAUUCCAUGCGACGUGAAGAUGAAAAAAAAAAUAUUAUUUCUGCCAUUUUGUACUUUGCAGCCUCAAUAUCCAGAGAGCUGACAGGAAACGAUGAGAGAAUCCAGACUCAACUACACAGGCAGCCUUGUGAAGCCUGCUACACCUACAGCAACGUGUCCUGGAAUAUCUGUGCCCGUAAAGAGGUGUUUUAUCCAAAUGAUAAUUUCCACAGUCCGGUAGUACUGGAUCUAAUUUUCAGACAGAUUAUCUAUGAUACAUUUUCUGAAACCUGUGUGAGACUGAACAAAGAGCAGCAAAUGAAGAUGAGAUCAUUACUCGCUGAAAACAACAUUCAAGCCUCGACCUUGGUGAAGGAUGAGGUUGUCAAGAGGAAGAUUGUGACAACAGCCAGAGAGUCUUGGGAUAUUUAUUUCUGCCGUCUGUUCCCUGCCUCUGGCAGCGUUGGAACUGGAGUGCAGGUUCUGGGAGUAUCCCACAAAGGAAUCAGUCUGCUGAAACUAGUGCGAAGCCGCAGUACGCCAACAGAGAAUCUGAGGGUACUCAGAAGCUACAGCUACACAGAUAUCUUGUUUGUCACCAUCCCUUCUGAAAACAUGUUGGAUUUCAACCUCACCAAUGAGAAGCUGAUUUUAUUUUCCUCCAAGGCUCCACAAAUUAAGAACAUGAUUGAUUAUUUCAUCACUGAGCUGAAGAAGGAUUCUAAUUAUGUUGUAGCAGUGAAGAGUCAUAUCACAAAUGACAGCUCCUUCCUUCGGUUCCACAAGGGAGACAUCAUCUGCCUACAAUCCUCGGAUGGUGUGGAGGAAGACCGUUGCUACGGAUGUAUAGUCAGAAAGAAAGUGAUAUACCUGGAGGAAUUAAGAAAACACAUUCCUGAUUUUGGAUGGAAGUUUGGAGCUUUCCACGGCAGGUCUGGGUUGGUUCCUCUAGAAUAUGUGCAGCCCGUGGCUGCUCCAGAUUUUAUUCACCUGAGCACAGACAAGAAGGAAGAACCAAAGGACAAGAAGGGUAAAGUGGCAGCUUCCUCGUCAGCCCUAGUGGCAGCUGCUGUGGGAUCAACGGCAGCCGCUGAGGAACUUGACAGGAAAACAGAGGUGCAGAACGGCAUUCCUUUAUUCUGUACUGUGGUUCUUGGUAAUAUUACAUUGACCAUUUCACGAUUUCAUGGAAUGCAUGACUUUGAAUCUUUUCUGCAGGCCUCCCCUCCAGAAUUUGUGGACAGUAUUCCUGAAUAUGGCAUUCAGGAUAGCCAAUACACCAUGAUAGAAUUUGCAAAGAAAUACUUCCGCCAAUCACCUAAGUUUAAAAGUGAAUCCAACAGAGAGAAAUCUAAAAAAUCAAAAGAUCAGAAGAAUCUGUCAGAGCUGGUGAAGUACACCAAGACUCCCAUACAAGAGUCCCUGAUUGAAUUCUCAGAUGAAAAUAUGAACAAGAUAGCAGCUGAGAUUUUUGUUGCUGUCAUGAAAUUCAUGGGGGAUCAUCCUUUCAAAGGUCAGACAGAACAAGACGUGAUCUACACCAUCCUUAAGCUAUGUGGCGAACAUGAGGUGAUGAAAGAUGAAACCUAUUGCCAGAUUAUCAAACAGAUUACCGACAACACCAGCUCCAAAACAGAUAGCAUCCAACGUGGCUGGAGGGUGCUUUAUAUCCUCACCGCCUAUUACAAGUGUUCUGAAGUACUUAAACCAUACCUUUUUAAAUUAAUGGAGACCGUUUGCAGAAUGCCUGGUGCCAGUUUUCAAGGAAUUGCAAAAGCUUGUCAUCAAAAUCUGAAGAAAACGUUCCAGUUUGGUGGUAGGAUCCAGUUCCCAGAUGACAUAGAGCUCAGAGCCAUGGUGGCUGGGAGAAGCUCUAAGCGGCAAGUCUUUUUGUUGCCUGGAAAUGUGGAGCGACAUCUGAAGAUAAAAACCUGCUCGGUUGCAGUAGAUGUGAUUGAAGAUUUAUGUACUGAAAUGGGUCUGCAGAACCCAGAGGCUGCAGAGGAAUAUUCUGUUUUUGUCAUCACCAACAAAGGGCAAAACGUACAGCCACUUAACAAGAAAGAUUAUAUCCUUGAUGUGGCUGCAACAACAGAACAGGUGGAUCCAAACUUUACCUUCUGCUUCCGACGAAUCCUCUGGAUUCAGCCUCUGAAAUUUGAGAAUGAAUUGUGCGUGACUGUGCACUAUAACCAGAUUGUUGCAGAUUACGUGAAGGGGCUCUUCCAUGUCCUUAGUCAGGAGAUGACCAGUGAUAGUAAACUCCAGCAAAUGUCAAAACUGGCAGCUCUACAACAUCGGGCGAAGGACGGUCUCUAUCUUCCCACCACUCGUGAGGUUCAAGAUUACGUCCCUGUGAAGGUUUACCAACAUCAGCGCCCACAAUCUUGGCUGAGUAUGGUAACUCAGAAUACCCAGCACGUCCAGGCUCUUAGCCCACAUCAGGCCAGAGCCCAGUUCCUUGGUCUUGUGAGUGCAUUCCCUAUGUUUGGAUCAUCGUUCUUCUACAUUCAGAGCAGCAGCAACAAUACAAUAGUUGCACCCUGCAUUCUAGCUGUCAAUCAAAACGGACUCAAUUUUUUGGACAAGGAGACUCAUGAGCUGAUGGUCAGUUUCACAUUGAAGGAGGUACAGUCCACACUAACCGAACGAUUGGAUCCCACGAACAGCUAUCCAUAUGUUGAGAUUAAACUUGGAGACUUGAUGUCGCAAAGAAUAAUGCAACUUCAACUUGACCAGGCUCUGGAAAUGUGCCGUGUCACAGCCAUGCACGUGGAGGCAAUGCUAUUGGCUCGAGAGAAGAGGCUGACCCUUCCCCCCAGUGAGAUUACCAUGCUGUGAGUGGCCCUGGCUGGCCAGUGGAUCUACUGGAACCUAAUAUAGGAACUGUACUCUCAUCAAUUCAACAGGCCAUAAAAUGAACACCAAGAAUAAACAUGACAUCUGUUACAUUGUAGAGAAUAAAAUAUUAAAUAUCACAGUGAAAUGUAAAAAGUCAGAUUGUAAGCUUCAAUAUAAAUAAUUGUUUUAUGAUUUUUUCAGCUCCUAAACAUUGGUACAUUGUAAAAGUGCAAUAAAUAUGACAUGUUUUUAAAAUAAUAUUUUGAAUAUAUUCAAUGCAACAAGAUUUUAUUUUGAGGUUUUACAACAUCUCCCAUCUAUUAUUAGUUGCAUAUUAACACUAAAUUUCCAUAUUUUUAUAUAAAUUAAAAGAUUUUUGGUGCUUGCAUUCGGUAAAUGUGGUAUAUUUUUAUAAAACUAGAAUUGAAUCAUCUGUUGAAUAUUUGUAUUAUGGAAUCCAGAUAAAUAACUUCUUUUUUUGUACAAUCUCUUGCAUGAACUUUAAUUACAUUGCUUUUUGAGGACACAGUGAACUUCUUCCACUUGCUUUGAGUUUUAUUUCCCAGAAAAACUAUAUUGAUAAAGGAUGAACAUCGAUAAUAUCUGCAAUGGUAAAUAUAAAUAAUGUUUUUAACAUUGCUUAAGUUUCAAAAUUCACUCCUUUGUACUCUGACAUUUUCAUUUUAAAACUGAUCUAUGCAGGUUUACUCGAUUUCCCUUAGUAAUCUCCAGUAACUACUUACAAACAAUCCUUUGCAAUAAAGAUUCAUGUAAACCAUG
Leucoraja erinaceus (little skate) is the source of this 9050-nucleotide messenger RNA. RefSeq names its product myosin XVAa (gene myo15aa). Lineage: Eukaryota; Metazoa; Chordata; Chondrichthyes; Rajiformes; Rajidae. Gene Ontology annotation, cellular component: myosin complex; cytoskeleton. The record is from RefSeq and is a predicted model, not a curated record. The transcript has 57 exons. Gene Ontology annotation, molecular function: ATP binding; protein binding; cytoskeletal motor activity. Bases 1368 to 8270 code for a protein of 2300 amino acids.